Alternaria burnsii is the source of this 573-nucleotide messenger RNA. RefSeq lists its product as uncharacterized. The transcript has a single exon. NCBI's taxonomy places the organism in Eukaryota, Fungi, Ascomycota, Dothideomycetes, Pleosporales, Pleosporaceae. The record is from RefSeq and is a predicted model, not a curated record. The coding region runs from base 1 to 573 and encodes 190 amino acids.
AUGUCUAAAGACAAAGAUGAAAUACCCCCCAUCCUACUCUUUCGAUCUGAAAUCAACUUCUUCGAAGAUCCAACCUGGAGCCCGCGAAAUUCUGAUGCUCGGAGGCCGCACUUUUACGACUAUCGCAAUGUCAGAGUCUACCCUUCCGGCUUGUAUCUGUUGCCUACUGAAUACGAGCACCAAAAUCUAGAAGACCAGAUCUCAUUCAUUUUGCCUUUUGCUAUUGGGGGGAACGAGUAUGCGAAGAUGAGUGAUGGGCAGAAAUUUAUGGAUUGCAGACAGUAUGGGAAUGACAGCUUCACACAAUUGUACUCGCGUGGGAGACAGUCUCUUGAAGAUUUUCAAUCGCAGAGUCUAGCGUGUGUACUUGAGAACUGGCUGGGCAUGGUCGAAGGAGGUAUUUGGAAGGUAGAUGGGAAUGGUGUAGUGGGUGAUAUGGAAACGUGGAAGGAGGCAGAUACGAAGGAGGGGUGGGAGAAGUAUGUUAUACCAAAUGAGGAGUCAUUCCAUCAUGACUGGGAAGUCCUGAAAACAGCGCAAGACCCUUCUCCUAAGGCAGGCAGGCUUCGAUGA